GGAGCUACGAUGCCACAGACAGACAGACAUGUCAAAUGUAUAACAGUUUUUUAUCAAAUCAAAGAUUGAUUGAAAAUUAUGAAAUAUUGCAUGCAUGUGACAACCCUAGCUGGUUUACGUCAAGUAACAUUGUGACGAAAAUAUUAUUGUUGUUGCCUUAUGUCUGUGAUGAUAUAACUGACAAAUAUUUCACUUUCCGUCAGUUGAUAACUUAGAGCAAACAACAUUAUUACCGAUUAUCAAUGUGAGCUGAUUCAGUUAUAACAUUGGAUAUUAUGGAAGAUUCCCAAAAGGGAAAGAUAUUAUGAAAAUAAUUUGAAUUAGAGUUAGCUUAGAUUUACAGAUAUAUAAAAUUUUAUUAUAGAAAGCAGUGUUUCAAUCAGACUGUGUCAACAAAUAUUGUAAUUCAACCUUGUGCAUGAACAACCAACACACCUUAUGUAAAUUUCAGACUCCAGGCCCUGCCGCUCACUGCCUCGACUACGAGCUGACGAUAAAAAGCGACAACGACAAACAGUUAAUCCUCGACAAGAUAAACGCCCGACGCGAUAAAGUGGCAUCAGGCGAUAUCCGGUCAUUGCCCGCCGCCGAGGAUAUGUUUAAAAUGGAGUGGAAUGAAGAGCUGGCCCAAUCUGCCCAGCGCUGGGCCGACCAAUGCGUGUCCAACAAAGAUGUUGGAGAGAUUGAAGAUGACUGCCGAGAUUUAGAGAGCACGCGGGUCGGUCAAAACAUUGGCACAGUGUACGGCGAAGCUCCAGGUCUCACACCGUCUGGUCUCGUCGACGUCUGGUACCUACAGCUGUUGAAUGUGAACGCAAGCGUCAUAUCCAGAUAUCGCCCGUCAAAUGAAUCCGGACCCGCCAGUUACAACCAGUUCACACAACUAGUGUGGGCAGCGUCAUACCAAGUGGGGUGUGGCGGGGUGAAAUUCAAAGAGUAUAUACAGGAUUCAGAGGAGAAGAAAGAUCGAGUUGUAUACAGAUUAGUAUGCAAUUUCGCUCCAUCAGGGAACCAACUGAAUCAACCAGUUUAUACAGCUGGGCAACCUGGCAAAUGUACCUAUGGUACCAGUGAAACAUAUAAGGCAUUAUGUAAUUCUCAACCAAUCAGUUUACAUGGGAUCGGUAAUACCGACUUUGAUGAUUCUGAAUCUGAAGAUGCUGAAACUACGACAGAUAUUAUAAGUGUAGACGAAGCAAUAAUAAAUAACCAAACAACAAAUUUGACUACAGAUGACCCAAAUCUGUACGACGACAAUAUGACUUUCGAUUAUUUUUCACAUUUGUUUGAAUUAACAAAAGAACAUUUUUCGACGAGUACUACGCCAGGGAUAACUAGAUGUAAAAACGAAUUAGCGGUGGACGAAAUUGUUAAAAUUGUAAAAAAUAAACUGAGCGACGAUCCAGCGUUGAAAGCUAUUCUUGCAACAACUGUAUCUACUUCGUCUGGAAAUAUUGUAAAAGAUGAAAAAGUAGCUGAGUUUUUAAACAAAAUUUACAUAAAAGCAACUUCAACAUCCAAACCAGAAACCUUCAGUACAGAUUACGUUAAUUCAACAUUACUUGUUAAUCUGGUGGAAGCAGUUAUGUUUAGGCACACAGAUGGGGUAAAUGACCAAGUGACGCAGGAAAUACUGGGACCAUUUGUAAAUCCUAUUAAAAUUCAAGCGGUUUCUGCAGUUAGGCCAAAUUAUGACUUUACUGGACAUUACUUUUUCCCUGAAUACUAUGGAGAAGAAACCACUAAAAUAAGUAGCGAAGCUGAUUACGAUAUUAAUUAUAAACCUUCGGAGCAGGACGUUGUAAUGGAAAUUGAAGAAAUAAGAAAAAGUAGACCCACUCGAGAUUUUAUAGAUGAAAUACUUGAAACUGAAUCUAUCGUCGAAACUACAACCAGAAUGAAACCUCUGUCACCUGAUGACAUGAAGGCUACAAACUAGUGGAUAUAGCAAUAUGAGGAAUUUUUGAAAGAUAUCGCUGAAAAAUCUGAAAGCAUGAGUCAUAUGACUAUGAGAAAAGAAACGAAUCCAUCAAAAAGGAAAAAACGAAGAAACAAAAAUGUUAAAAAACAUAACAUUUUUGGGGACUACGAUAUAAGUAUGAUGUCGCGAUUUUAUGAACACCCUAAUGGGAAACAUAUUUCAUUUCAUAAGAUUCAGUCACCGGUAAAAUAUAACAGUGAAGUGGAAACAUUUGUAUUAGAAUAUAAUAACAUUUUUUCCCGCAGUAAAUGUAUUACAUUGGCCCCUCUAGUAUCAAUGCUUAUAUUUCCCGUUGUAAAUUGUUUAUGUUAUAGAACACAAAUAAACAAGUACAGGAUUUAUAAAUUUGUUUAAUUUAGUAAGCGUGAAAAAACAUAAAAUAUAAAUAUGAAACUUCUAUACACACAUGUCGGUUCUGCAGUUGCAUUACAAUGGCACGCCGCACUACGAGUCUUUUUGUGCUUGUUAUUACGAAUAUUUUCCCACGAUUUUAAGAUUUUACUAACAGCUAACAUCAAUAAAUUUUCAGGGACCUCUUUUUUCUUCGAUUUAUAAUCUUUAUCUUCUUUUAGUUCCUUGUGUAUACAUGACAUGACAUUGUGGCUCCUUUUUAUUCUUGGUUUUUGAUCGGUGCAUGGGCAAUAGGCAUACGGUUCUCCAGUAAUUCCAUGUUUCAUUGAAGGCGUAACCAGAGAAGGCUCAGAGUGUUUAAAACGAUGUAAAGGUUGCAGAGUUUCGGUCUCGUGCAAAUCUUUUUGUCUAACGUCGAGUGCUCGUCGCUCACAAUAAUCUUCGUCUGGGAGAGUGGUGUCCCCGGCAGCAGUAUCGCUUGCUUGUACGUUGCGGUCGUAGAACAUGCGACUACAAGUGUACCUGCGGGUACAGUUCUCGACGUGUCCCCACGGAGUCCUGCCGUUCGGGAAGC
Leguminivora glycinivorella is the source of this 2906-nucleotide messenger RNA. RefSeq names its product cell wall protein PRY3-like. The transcript has 10 exons. Lineage: Eukaryota; Metazoa; Arthropoda; Insecta; Lepidoptera; Tortricidae. The record is from RefSeq and is a predicted model, not a curated record. The coding region runs from base 419 to 1939 and encodes 506 amino acids.